Psylliodes chrysocephalus is the source of this 2715-nucleotide messenger RNA. Lineage: Eukaryota; Metazoa; Arthropoda; Insecta; Coleoptera; Chrysomelidae. The record is from the annotation of a GenBank genome assembly.
AGUAGAUAUAGGGGUUCGAUCUGGGAUAUUAUAUUUUCAAUAAAGCCUAAUAGAUUUUAAUUUUGUAUUUUAAUGCGUGGUUUAAAUUGUGUGGUGUUUAGUUUGUGUUGGAAAGUGUUAGGUGUCCAAAUUUUUUCAAAAACAAUCCUCAACUUAUAUUUCAUCAAUUAUACAGUUUGAUUACCGAUCAGGCGGCUAGCCAAAGUCAUGUAAACCCUCUCGAGCGGCCUCUAGAGCUGCACAACCUGCAAGAACGACGGCGACUCCACCCGAUCCCCCCUCACUCCGACGACGUGCCGCGCCGGCGGCAGGAGUGAAGCCCGCAUCACGACGACGAUGACGUCAUCGACGGCAGCGACGACGUGGCAACCUGGCCGGCUGCUCCUGCACGCCGUCAUCUUCCUGGCCUUCACCUGUCACUGGGCGGUCGUGCUGGCCACGAUGCCGGCCAGCAACGCCAGGUUCUACACCAUCUAUUGGAAUUCAUCGAACCCCAUAUUUAGAAUCGACAAUACCGACAAUAUCAUCGAUGUUAAUAGGAAUAAUGUCAAAUUUGAAUAUGAUCAGGUGGACCUGAUCUGUCCCGUAUACACGCCGGGCACGCGGGACGACGAAACCGAAAAAUAUAUAAUAUACAACGUUUCCAAGGACGAAUACGAAACGUGUAGGAUAACGAAUCCCAAUCCUAGGAUAAUAGCGGUGUGCGAUAAGCCGUACAAACUUAUGUACUUUACCAUUACCUUUCGACCGUUCACUCCGCAGCCCGGAGGGCUCGAGUUCUUACCAGGUCACGACUACUACUUCAUCUCGACGUCCACCAGCGACGACCUGCACAGGAGGAUAGGCGGCAGAUGCACCACCCACAACAUGAAAAUAGUGUUCAAAGUGUGGGGCCCGCCCCCGCAGCCCGUCACGCUGCCCCCGCCGCCCAUAACGGCCAAGCCGUCGUGGUGGUCGGUGCCGUCCCCGCGCACCACCGCCUCCACCACUUCGUGGACGACCUCGAGCACGUCUCCGACGUCCACCACCUCCAAGAAAUCCAAGACUUACAACAAUCAUCCCAACGAGGUGGUCAAAAGUGAAGAACUGACUGUGGGCAGCAGCGCCCCCACCGCGGCCAAAUUGAUAGUGCUUGCGUGUUUGGCCGCGUUGGCGCUGCGAUGAAAGUGUUUUACCGCGCCCUUAUCCCCGUUGUCCCCGUAUAUAUCGAAUUAACGAAAUCGGACUCGUAAUUAUUGAGUGUGCCCCGUAUAUUGGAUUGAGACGAUGUAUCUUUGGUCGCCCCUCGUAUAUGAAUAUUUAAAUUUUUGUAAAAUUUCCCCCUCCCUACUCCCCACUCCGAUUAAUGUGUGUGGGGAAAAAUGUUGAAGACUCGAUGUGUUCUGUAUCCCUCCUGUCCCCACUUGUGUCAACCCCCUCCCAGAUCCCAGUUUUUGAUGACUGUCUUUGUACGACCUAAAAAUAUGUUAAUUUUUGGAUUUUGGGAAUAAAAUCCGUUUUGGGCAGCUCGGUUGGGUGUCGCGGUUUUUCGAAAAAGCCAUUUUUAAUGAAGAAUAUUCCUGUAAAGCGGCUCCAAUGCCAUUUUUUCUUUUAACAAAAUAAAAAUAUCAAAAGUUUUGCAAUUCUAUUGUUCUACCAUGCACGAUUUCCAGCCAUUUUGUAUGAAAUUUGUGAUGAGUAGUUUCGCGUAAUAUAAUUAUCGAUUAUAACAGUUUUAAGUGGUCGUAGAUAAAAUUAAUUAUCGACUAAACCAAUCGGGAUAAAAAGAUCAAAUUUACCCGAUGUAACAAUGUUAUAAAAUUCCGAAUUAUUAUAAUAUGCAACGGUUAAAAAAUAGAAUCAAAUCAUAACUCAUAAAAAAUCCUUUCUUUCCAGUGGCGUAGAAAUAUUAAAAUUAUUUUUGAAAUAAUGAAACUAGAAUUAGUGACAAACGACAUAAGUUAUGAUUUUUUUCCAUCGGAAUUUAAUACAAAAAAAAACUUUUGAUAUUAUUUUUUUUUGUAAAACGAAAAAUUCAUCGACUUAAAAAUGGCCUACUUAAUGAAUAUUUUUUAUUAAAAAAUGAUUUUUUUUUGAACUGUGAUACGGUCAACGAUGCCUUAGGCAAGACAUUCUGUACAUAAAACUUAACUAUAAUAAUUAAUUAUUUAUAAGAUAAAUUAUUUUUUAGUCAUUGGAAUUUUACAUUUCAAAAAAAAACGGUUUAAUAAUUUUUAUAUUUACAAAAAAAAUAUAUUUGUCAUUUUUUAAAUAACAAUGAAUUUCUACUGUACAUUUUUCAGCCGGGGUUGGGCUCAACGAUUUUUUUUUAAUAUAAUUUGUAUAUUGGUAUUUUCUUAUUUUUCUUUAUAUAUAUUAUUUUUUUAAUAAUUAAAUCACUUUUACUACGAAAAAAUAUGUGAUAUGUUUGAUUCUCAACCCUGAACAACGAUUUUUAGAUUUUUUUGUCUGAAACAAGAAAGGAAAAAUAUAAAUAUACCUACACACGAUGGUCGAUUUAUACAAGUAUCAAUUGGUAUUUGUUUUACGUUUGUUUCACCCUGUAUAUAAAAUGUUAAAAGAGUAUUCUAAUGGGGAAGUUUCAAUUCAAUUAUAUAUAUUUUUUAAAACAUUAAACAUUCAUAAUCUAAAAUUAAUUCGAUAUUAAAACAUAUUUAUUUAAUAUAUUUAUUAAAUUUAAAAUAUUUUUCACAAUAAAUUUUCAUUAUUUUCUUC